Molecule: messenger RNA, 2001 nt
Organism: Fusarium keratoplasticum
Lineage: Eukaryota; Fungi; Ascomycota; Sordariomycetes; Hypocreales; Nectriaceae
Product: CENP-V/GFA domain-containing protein
Exons: 4
Coding region: 1-2001 (666 amino acids)
Molecular function (GO): carbon-sulfur lyase activity
Source: RefSeq, a predicted model, not a curated record
AUGAAGGAAGCAGCUCUUGUUCGACUGGCCUCUCCACCAGCUGCCUCCCUGCGCGCCCAGCGGCCACACUCGGGAGACGUCAUUUACCCGGUCAAGAUCAAUCUCCUUUUCUCUACUGGUCUUGAGGUCUCUAUCGCAUGGUUAGAUCAUUCCAAGCACGAAGGCACCAAGUGCCUCUACCUUCCUGAGAGAGGCACCGGCAAGAGAUAUGAUAGCAUUGAUCACCAGCCAGAAGAGCAAUCUAGAGUGCUCAAAACGCUCCUGGCGAACAUGGUCAUCCCCGAUGACGAGAAAAGAAAGGAGAUGAGCGUCUUAGAUGCCAAGGUUGCCCUCCUUGACCAAGCCAAGCAGGCCUUGGCGUCCGUUGAAGAUCACACUAGUCGCAUCUUUGGUCAUGUCUUUUUCUCUCACAAGCUGAGCAAUGAGGUCAAUGGCACCUAUGCACUCCAUACCGAUAAGCACCAUGUUCCACUACAUACGCUUGAAAAUCCUGUCGCCGUCACCCCAGGAGAUGUCGAGGCAAUAACAGCUGCUGCGAAGGCGGACGGAUUUGAGUCCCGGGUGAAACUCUGGGUUCACUCGACCAGAAACAAUCUGCAGCUCGGAGCUACCAUUUCAGAAACCGAGAUGAAGAAACCCCCUCCUGAAUACGAGUCAAAAUCCCUGGGCGAGCCGGCGAUCAUAGUUGCCAAGUAUGGGCGCACCACUGGCCUGACAACUAGUGUGGCGAAGGAGGUCGUGUCUGUCACCCGUCAACCAAUUUCGGACACAUACAUCAAGUCUGAUGACUGGUGUAUUAUCGGUCCUAAGACAUACUUUGCAAAUCUCCAUCGCAUACGUACUUGUAAGAGCUUGAAGGCUGCGCUUUACGAUUCGAUGCAUGCCACAAUCUUACAAGUGAGCUGCCUUUGCGGUGCUGUUUCGCAGCAAGUCGAUCUAAAGGCUGAAGAUGGCAUGGACAUUCCACUAUCUCUUUGCCAUUGCGAUACAUGCCGACACAGUUCGGGCGUGUUAUGCACGUCUUACUAUCCCAUCUUUGCCCCUGAUCUUUCUCCUUCCUUGAAGACCUAUCAUCCCACUGGAACAUCUACACGCUACUUUUGCGCUACAUGCGGUUGUCAUCUUUUUCGAGCUGUCAAAAUUGAGGAAGAAGUUCUUGAUUGGGGAGCAGCGACAGGCGCAGUCACUUGUCUUUCGGUACAGAUUUCAAGUCUGGGGCGAUUUACAUCACACCAAUAUGUGUCCGACACCAAGGAUGGCGGGCUUUCCGUUUGGAUCAAGAGUUUAGACGGCCAUUUCGAGGGAAGAGAGGCCAAAAGGCCCAAUCCUCAGCCGGUCAAGCCUGCUAGCGACUCCCUCGAAGCCUCGUGCUCUUGUGGCAACGUCAAGUUUCACAUCACUCGUCCCAACGGUGACAGCCGUGUGCCACGCCGCGACUUUACCGACCUCAUGUUCCCAUACAAAACUACGGAUGAACACACAAAGCAGAACCCCAAUGAUGAGAAGUGGUGGAUUCAAGACAACGGCAACAAAUAUCUCGCCGGAACGUGUGCCUGUCGAUCAUGCCGCCUCAUCUCUGGGUUUGAAGUCCAAACAUGGGCCUUUGUUCCUAGGGCUAACAUCUUUUUUCAUGUUCCCGAAAAGAAUGGAACAGAAUCCAUCGUCCCAUUGGAUUUUGCGACUCUGCCCCCGGGCAUCUUGACGAGCUAUUCGUCAUCACCGAACGUGAGGCGCGAGUUUUGUGGAACAUGCGGUGCCACCAUUUUCUGGCAUGAGAAGUCUCUUGAUGAUGUCAUUGACAUUAGUGUCGGGCUCUUUCGAGCUCCAGAUGGGGCGAGAGCUGAGAGCUGGCUUGAAUGGUGGCAGGGGAGAGUCAGUUUCGCUGAGGAGGUUAACACUGGAAGAACGGGCCCGGAGGCAAAGGUGGCAUCCGAGUUGAUCAAUGAACUAGAGAAUGGGAUGAAGGAAGAUAUACUUAGAGCCCGGCUUCCGUCUACUUGA